AUGCACAAUUUUGACCUGUUCACUUUUAUUUUGGCGACGGCUGCGACCGGUUUGACAACUGCUUUCAAUGUUCCACACGGCGCGUUGACAGGUAAGGUUUCCUUCUGGCUUAGGCCUAAGUCUAGUCUAGGCUUAAGGUGACAGGUUCAGUUCCCGAAGCCUGUGUGCAUAGCACUACCUUUCAGAAAAAUCUGAAAAUCUAAAUGAACAUUUUAAAGGGCAAGCAGUAACAUCACAUUCUGGUCCGAAUACAGUAUCUUCUGAACUUCUGUCCUCCCCCUCUUCCCAUAAACGAGAAAAACGUGGCUAUUGGUUUCCACAACAUUAUCAAGGUGAUAACAAUCUGUUAGUCAGUUCCGAACCACCAAAUGAAUAUCUCAAAAAAUGGAUUGUUCACGAGCACAAUCGAUUUCGUCGAAUGGUUCCAGCCUCAGAUAUGAAUAUGUUAUAUUGGUCGGAUGAAUUGGCAGCAUCUGCACAAAGACACGCGGAUACUUGUGAUUUCCGGCAUUCGAGGGGCAGAAAUAAUGUGGGAGAGAAUAUCUGGGCUGCUCCGUAUAGCAAUUAUUCAGAUUCGAUUUCGAUUUGGUUCAAUGAGGUAAGCACAGCCCUUAUGAGUGAAAAUAAUUUUUCAAUUUCUCUUUUUUUCUAGGUUCAUAAUCCACGUUGUGGCUGCAAUCAUGCUUACAAACACUGUUGUGGUCAUUAUGUGCAAGUAGUUUGGGCGAAAACAAAUUUGGUUGGCUGCGGUUUUUCGCGUUGUCGAGAUGUUCAAGGUGUUUGGGGAAGAGGACAUCGAAAUGUAUUCGUUUGUCAUUACAAUCCACAAGGAAAUACGGUAUUCGUGACUGCAAAAGGACAGCUUUACGCGGUUCGUCUUCCUCUAUCCCAGAAGAUACUCUCUUUUUUCUCUUGGUGAAGGCUUUAUGUUAACAAUUAUUAGAAACGCUUUGCUAAUUAACCAAAAACAGUGUGCCUAACAAUUUCAUUGAGAAAAAGAGAAUUGUAUCUUUGGAGUUACCUAAAGUAAUCUCGUUUACCUUGUUUCACUUGCAGAUGCCAGCAUUCACAUGGGCAACUGAUGGUCAAUCCAGAUGUUCGAAUUGUCCAGCAUCAGCGCCAGCUUGUUAUCAAGGACUUUGUUAUAUGCCAAAAAAUUAUCAAGAGCAUACAACUACAACUACAACAACUGAACCACCUCCACCUUCAUCGGAAAGUGUUGAAUUCGAAAAUGCUGAUGAUACAGAAGCAUCAGCGUCGGAGUUUGAGGAACAACGAUUCUGGAAAUUCUGA
Messenger RNA from Caenorhabditis angaria, 1293 nucleotides. NCBI's taxonomy places the organism in Eukaryota, Metazoa, Nematoda, Chromadorea, Rhabditida, Rhabditidae. The record is from the annotation of a GenBank genome assembly.